AUGCGGUACGACGACUGGGAUAUUAUCCUCUUUCCUACCGGCCGCGACUCCAAGAUUCCCUUCAAGGAGUUCAAAGUUGCCUGCCAUGUCGUUCCGGACCUAGAGCUCGCCCACAUCCACGGGGCAGUGGGCGUUCCGGUCAUGACCUGCUUCGUCCCAGGUCUCCCGCCUGGUGCCGGCUUCCAGAUAUCGAUGCAUUGCUGGCGCCGGCCCGAUCUUAGCCAAUUUUCCCGGGCGUAUAGCAAACACACGGACUUGAUCAAGUUCGAGGCACGAAUCCUUAUUGACGGACGGCUGGUCGCCUCGACCGUCCUCGACCGCGAUGUUAAUGGCCCCCACUUAAUUACCAGCACAUGCGAAUUCACCAAGACCGGCGAGUUAGAGCGGCUCAAGUUCCCCCACUUUCGUCGAGAGUUGUUAUUCCAAAACCAUUGGCGGCCCGGAGACGACGUCGGCCGCAUCAAGAUUGUUAUCAGCGAAGGCUUCCCCCGAGAUUCCCUUUCUGCCCCAAUCGAGCGUGUCAAGAACGUCGUGGCAUUCUCUUUCCAGCAUGCCCCUCUAGAGAUCCUCGAGAAUAAUGCUAUCGCCUGGCCGAAUCAAGCAAUGUGGCAAGCGUCGACCUUCAAUCCGAUCAUGCCUGUUCCGACGUACCACCUCGACGAUGGCCCCAGCUCACACGCACAUUCUCCGAACCGCAAGUCCGCGCCGCUGAGGAAUACCAAAGGACAAGGGUUUCCAACGCCGUCUACAGCGAGAGACGUAUUUCAGAACCCGGGUACCCCGGGCUUCCUAAAUACCCCAUCUUUUCAAAUGCCGUUUCUCGACAUCGGCGGCCCGACAGCACCUAACGCCCCGCCGUAUCCCGACCCCUUCACCGAGGCAGAUUACAUGGAAUUGGCUACGUCAGCGAUGAAUGGGGGUGCUAAUGACCUGUUAGAAGGACUGCCGGCAUGGCCAACAAACGGCCGCCGAUCGAAACAGUCAUCGGAUGCCAUCAUGACCGACUAUCCUCCCCUCAAUGCGCCCGAACCGAUGCACAUUUCAGGAAUGAGCUUAGACGAUGACAUUAGAAGUCUGAAGGUGCCGGAGAAUACGCCCACUGGCGGAACUGAUGGGGGUCAGGACACGCCACUCCCCUCGCACCGGGUUGGCAUCAUGCCUCCCGAUUUUGCCUCGUCACUCACACAGUCGCUCUUGAACCAACCGUUCGCAGCCACCGGUCGCCAUCAAACCGUGUCAGGUGCGGAGGUAGAAUCGGGGAUUGGAAAAGACCACCGACAAUCCACACUAGGAGGCGAUAUCGCAGUCGGCACUGCGGCUAGCAUUCCAGGGCUUUCAAAAUCGUCAUGUGACGACUUCUCGUCAAUUAUUCGAAGCCUCGGAUCCGAGAGCAACAACUCUUCGUUAACCACUCCAGGCGGUUCCGAGAUUCUGGAGCAGGGCGCUGCUCGCGAUCUCGGGAUUGACAUCCUCGGCAUCGGGGAUGGAAACGGCAAUGGACUUGUCAAUGCUCUCACGAAGCGUUCGAGAAACUUCACGCCUGCAUCGGUCAAGGUGAUUGAUGAAGAAGAUGAACCACGUCGGGUCAGCUCCCACGUUCGAGGCGCUUCGAUCAGCGUGGAGGAUGUACUUCUUAGCGAUGCCUGUCAGUGA
Dichotomopilus funicola is the source of this 1653-nucleotide messenger RNA. RefSeq lists its product as uncharacterized. The transcript is spliced from 4 exons. Lineage: Eukaryota; Fungi; Ascomycota; Sordariomycetes; Sordariales; Chaetomiaceae. Bases 1 to 1653 code for a protein of 550 amino acids. The record is from RefSeq and is a predicted model, not a curated record.